AUGAGGCCGCCGCCGGGCGGAAGGACGCGGAGCCGCGGCCUCUCGCUGGGAGUCCUCGCCCUCUGCGUGGCCGCCGCCCGCUGUCUGCAGAGUCAGGGCGUAUCACUGUACAUUCCCCAGCCAGCCAUCAACGCCACGGUGGAAGAGGACAUCCUGCUCUCGGUUGACUACUCCUGCCAUGGGAUCCCCACCAUCGAAUGGAAGUACACGUCCAGCUGGGGAGUGCAGAAGAUCGUGGAGUGGAAGCCGGGGACUCAGGCCAACAUCUCCCAGAGCCACAAGGACAGGGUGUGCACCUUCGACAACGGCUCCAUCCAGCUCUUCAGCGUGGGCGUGCGGGACUCCGGCUCCUACAUCAUCACGGUGACCGAGCGCCUGGGGAGCAGCCGGUUUGGCACCAUCGUGUUGCACGUCUCAGAGAUCCUCUAUGAAGACCUCCACUUUGUCGCUGUCUUCCUUGCUUUUCUUGUUGCUGUGGCUGCACUGCUGAUCAGCCUAAUGUGGGUUUGUAAUAAGUGUGCCUAUAAAUUCCAAAGGAAGAGAAGACACAAACUCAAAGAAAGCACAACAGAGGAGAUUGAGCUGCAGGAAGUAGAGUGUUAG
Budorcas taxicolor (takin) is the source of this 603-nucleotide messenger RNA. RefSeq names its product V-set and transmembrane domain containing 5 (gene VSTM5). The coding region runs from base 1 to 603 and encodes 200 amino acids. Gene Ontology annotation, cellular component: axon; plasma membrane; dendrite. Gene Ontology annotation, biological process: filopodium assembly; positive regulation of excitatory synapse assembly. Lineage: Eukaryota; Metazoa; Chordata; Mammalia; Artiodactyla; Bovidae. The transcript is spliced from 4 exons. The record is from RefSeq and is a predicted model, not a curated record.